Messenger RNA from Oncorhynchus tshawytscha (Chinook salmon), 1528 nucleotides. Its product is annotated as cadherin-like protein 26. The coding region runs from base 103 to 1479 and encodes 458 amino acids. The record is from RefSeq and is a predicted model, not a curated record. Gene Ontology annotation, biological process: homophilic cell-cell adhesion; calcium-dependent cell-cell adhesion; multicellular organism development. Gene Ontology annotation, cellular component: catenin complex; adherens junction; membrane. NCBI's taxonomy places the organism in Eukaryota, Metazoa, Chordata, Actinopteri, Salmoniformes, Salmonidae. Gene Ontology annotation, molecular function: cadherin binding; calcium ion binding. The transcript is spliced from 11 exons.
AGAGAGAGAGAGAGAGAGAGAGAGAGAGAUCAUGUCUCCCAGAGGUCUGUCACCUGCAAUGACUCACCUGCAGGCUAUUGGAUCGAACACAGGGUCUCAAUCAUGGUUGCAUUAGCACUGGCACAUGAUACUGGCAACUAUACAAUGAACAAGCGGGAAAAGCGGGAGCUGCUGGUGCGUUCCAAAAGAAGGUGGGUCCUGUCCACCAUUGAGCUAGUGGAGGAGGACCCUGGACCUUUUCCCAAGAUAGCCACACAGAUAUUCAACGAUAGAACACCAAUGCUCAUAAACAACUACCAGUUCCGAAUAAGUGGAACCGGAGUGACCGAGGAACCGAUGGGCGUGUUCUCCAUCGGCGAAACGGACGGAGUGGUUUCUGUACACAAGUCCAUCGACAGGGAGACAUACCCCUUCUUUCACAUUAAUUUUGACAUCAUGGACAAGGAGACUGGUAAUCCCGUGGACAGGACUCUGGGGUUCGACGUGGCGAUUAAGGACAUCAAUGACAAUGAGCCUUACUUUGAGAACCUUGUCACGAAAGCCAGUGUGAAAGAAAGUUUACCAGAGGGCUAUCUGCCAGUGCCUCUGAUAGUCAAGGACAGGGAUGAGGCAAACACAGAGAACUCCGCCAUCAGUUUAAGGGUGUUGUCUCAGGAGCCAGCUGAGCCCCAGAUCAACUUGAAGCAGGUGGAGGGCACCAAGAUGAGCCAGCUCACCUUCACCGGCUGCUUCGACUACGACAAAGUAAAGAUGUAUAAAGUGACUGUUGAAGCUAAGGAUCAUGGGAAACCAGCCCUGUCCUCAACUGCCGUGGUCAACCUCCACAUAAUGGACUCCAACACUCACCAGCCAGUGUUCAAAAACAAGACUUACAAUACUCAGGUUAUGGAGAUGGAGUCCAAUAGGGAGAUACUCAGAGUGGCUGUGACUGAUGCAGACACCCCCAACACCCCCGCAUGGCGGGCUGUUUACUCCAUUGUGAAGGGGAACGAGGAAGGGAACUAUAAGAUUGAGACCGACCCCAAGACCAACGAGGGUAUACUGACUGUCAUCAAGGGGAAGGAUUUUGAGAAGACGACGGUGACCAACGUGGAGAUCGCCGUGGAGAACGAGGAGCCUCUGUUUGUGUGUGGCUCAGGAGGGCCCAACUCCCCUAAAACCCUGACCGCGCUCCCCCAGACAGUGAACGUGGCGGUGAAGGUGAUUGACGUGAACGACCCCCCGGAGUUUGACAAAAAUGUGGUAGACGUGUACGUGAAGGAGGAGGAGGUGACAGGGAAGGUGCUGUACACGCCCAAGGUCACUGACGUUGACUCAGAUGUGGGAAAAAUCAGGUAUGAGUUAGUUGAGGACCCAGCAGGCUGGGUCACCAUAGAUAACAAGACAGGAGCGGUUACCACAGUGAAGAAGAUGGACCGGGGAGUCACCUCACGUCAACAAAGACAACAUAUACACUAUCCUAAUCCAUGCCAUAGAUGACGGCAAACCUCCUGCCACAGCUACAGGCACCAUUCUGGUUCACCUGGGG